Loa loa (African eye worm) is the source of this 321-nucleotide messenger RNA. RefSeq lists its product as hypothetical. The coding region runs from base 1 to 321 and encodes 106 amino acids. Gene Ontology annotation, cellular component: plasma membrane; cytoplasm. Gene Ontology annotation, molecular function: protein binding. The record is from RefSeq and is a predicted model, not a curated record. NCBI's taxonomy places the organism in Eukaryota, Metazoa, Nematoda, Chromadorea, Rhabditida, Onchocercidae. The transcript is spliced from 3 exons.
AUGACUUUGAUAGGAAAUAAUAUGGUUUAUCUUCUAAGACCAUUGGCCAGGACGAUAACGUUACAUAAAGAUGCAGCUGGCUUGUUAGGAUUCUCAUUUAAAGAUAAUCUUAUCACAGCUGUGAUGCAAAAAUCAAGUGCUAGUCGCAAUGGAUUGCUUAUCAAUCAGCGAAUCAUUGAAGUGGAUGGACGAAAUGUUAUGGCUUUUAAGAACAAAGCAAUGAAGUCAUGCUUGGAUGAUGCCUCAGUGACAGUCACAUUAACGCUUAUGCCAACAGAAUUUUAUGAUGAAAUUACAAAAAAGUCGGUCAAAUUUUUCUGA